Molecule: messenger RNA, 1080 nt
Organism: Emys orbicularis (European pond turtle)
Lineage: Eukaryota; Metazoa; Chordata; Testudines; Emydidae
Gene: CA8
Product: carbonic anhydrase 8
Exons: 8
Coding region: 1-1080 (359 amino acids)
Molecular function (GO): zinc ion binding; carbonate dehydratase activity
Source: RefSeq, a predicted model, not a curated record
AUGUGUGUGCCACAGGAAGACACACACCGGCUGCUCUGCAAACCAAACCUCCAGCCACUGCUUGACACGCGCAGCACAGACACACACACACACACUCACAUGCCCAGAGCGCUGCAAACUAACCCCCCUCUCCCGUCCGAAGUGAACAGGCUUCCGCAAGGCAGCCCCGCUCAGAGAGGGAGACCCCGGGACGCUCCGAGGGACACAGCAGGUGUGGAGACUCUGCCCAUGGCUGACAAGAGCUUCAUUGAGAAACCCGAGCCCUUCCCGCAGAAGGAGGAGGCUUUGGAGUGGGGCUACGAGGAAGGAGUCGAAUGGGGGUUGAUCUUUCCUGAUGCUAAUGGAGAAUACCAGUCUCCUAUUAACUUGAAUUCAAGAGAAGCCAAAUAUGACCCCUCACUACUAGAAGUACGUUUAUCACCAAACUAUGUUGUUUGCCGUGACUGCGAAGUAAUUAAUGAUGGGCAUUCCAUUCAAAUUAUCCUUAAGUCAAAAUCAGUGUUAGUAGGUGGGCCAUUACCUCGGGGACAUGAAUUUGAACUACAUGAUGUUCAGUUUCACUGGGGGAGAGAAAACCAGCGUGGCUCUGAACACACUGUUAAUUUUAAAGCUUUUCCCAUGGAGCUCCAUCUAAUCCACUGGAACUCUACACUGUACAGCAGUAUUGAUGAGGCAGUGGGGAAGAAGCACGGGAUAGCUAUCAUUGCUCUGUUUGUGCAGAUAGGAAAGGAACAUUUAGGCCUAAAGGCCGUAACUGAAAUUCUCCAGGACAUCCAGUACAAGGGGAAGUCCAAAACAAUACCCUGUUUUAAUCCCAACUCUUUAUUACCAGAUCCUCUUUUACGUGAUUAUUGGGUAUAUGAGGGCUCCCUUACCAUCCCUCCUUGCAGUGAAAGUGUUACCUGGAUAUUAUUUCGAUAUCCAUUGACUGUAUCCCAACUGCAGAUAGAAGAGUUUCGAAGACUGAGGACACACGUUAAAGGUGCAGAACUUUUAGAAGGCUGUGAUGGGAUGUUAGGAGAUAACUUUAGACCAACUCAGCCACUUAGCGACAGAGUUAUCAGGGCUGCAUUCCAGUAG